CUUAAAAACAAAUUUUUGCAAAGUUAAGUUGAUUAACUACGGAGCAACGAUAACCUCUAUUUGUGUACCUGAUAACAAAGAAAACUACUCUGACAUCGUCCUAGGACAUGAUAAUUUAAGAGAAUAUGAAAACUGCAAUGCUUAUUUUGGGACUGUAUGUGGAAGAGUAGCCAACAGAAUAAGGAAAGGUCAAUUCUUGUUGGACGGAAAAUCUUACAAACUUUCUAUGAACAUACCUGACGGGCAUCUCCAUGGAGGAAUUGUUGGCUUUAAUAAAAAGUGUUGGAAUUUUUUUGAAACAGAGAACAAUUCUAUCGAAUUUAAUCUGUGCAGUCCAGAAGGAGACGAAGGUUAUCCAGGCUCCCUAAAUGUCUCCGUGAAAUAUUCGCUAGAAGAUGUUUCUGUUAACGAUUCAGAAAUAAAAUCAUUUCUGAAAAUUCUUUUUGUUGCAAAAUCAUCUUUACCUACAAUUGUCAAUUUAACAAACCAUACAUAUUUCAAUUUGGGUGGAAAUACUUCGGGGUCGAUAAAUGAUCAUCUUUUUCAGUUCCCAGGUGCCUUUUACACUCCACUCGAUUCUAAUAUGUUACCAACAGGUCAGAUGCUGAAAAACUGUUUUUAGGUGAAGUCAGAAGUGUCAUAGACACUCCAUAUGAUUUUAGAAUCCCAACAAUCUUUUCUAAGGCAUUUUCUUUGAAUAAAUGGAGGGGAUUUGACAUAAACUAUUGCUAUGGAUCUCCCGGUUACAUG
This is a messenger RNA of Octopus sinensis (East Asian common octopus), 750 nucleotides long. Its product is annotated as galactose mutarotase-like. The record is from RefSeq and is a predicted model, not a curated record. The transcript has 3 exons. Gene Ontology annotation, biological process: glucose metabolic process; beta-D-galactose catabolic process via UDP-galactose, Leloir pathway. Lineage: Eukaryota; Metazoa; Mollusca; Cephalopoda; Octopoda; Octopodidae. Gene Ontology annotation, molecular function: carbohydrate binding; aldose 1-epimerase activity. Bases 227 to 622 code for a protein of 131 amino acids.